AUUGCAGAUGAGAAGAUCAUUACGACUUGCUCAGCAAUUCGUUACCGCUAUUGGCUGUGCUAAUGGAAAUGCUGGAAGACAUCUUGGAUGUGAACAUGCUGUAGAGACGUUGAGGAAGUCGAAAUUCCUUGAAAAAGUUAGAGUUCCCAUUCAAUGGAAGGACAUUGUUCACGAAACUCCAACUGGCCGACACUUUGAAGCACUUGAUGGAGUUAUUCAGACAUGUAAACAGUUAGCUGCUCGUACAAGAAAGGCUAUCGAGAACAAGGAAGACCUUUUGGUCAUAGGAGGUGAUCACAGUUGUGCGAUGGGAACGUGGAGCGGAGUGGCGUCGGCGAUUCGACCGUGCGGAGAACUCGGACUCAUUUGGGUCGAUGCUCACUUGGAUGCUCACACACCGGACACUACUCCAAGUGGUAACAUCCACGGCAUGCCUGUUGCACAUCUACUUGGACAUGGUAACAAAACUUUAACAUCGCUUGGGGAUCAUCUAUCAAAAGUGCUUCCUCAUAACAUGUGCAUGGUUGGAAUUCGAAGUUAUGAGAAACCGGAACAGGAACUUUUGGAAAGACUGGGUGUUCGCAUCUUCUAUAUGGAUGAAGUAGACCGACGUGGGAUUGCUGACGUUAUGCAAGAAGCUCAGUAUUUGGUCUCUAGGCACACUUACGGAUUUGGAAUGUCCAUAGAUAUUGAUGGUUUUGACGUAUCUGAUGCACCUGCCGUCGGUACACCAGAAAAGCAUGGUAUCAGAGCAAACGACUUUUUGCGAGCAGUUCUGACCUUGGAUCUCUCAAAACUUCUAGCUACAGAAAUUGUUGAAUUCAUGCCUAAACGCGAUGACGAACAUAAGUCAAGUGAGAGGCUCGUGGUGAACCUAAUGGAGGCAAUAUAUCUCACAAAAUUCUUCCAACAGAACACAACGAUGGGACUCGAACAACGGAUGCAAGCGACAGCAUAGACGGGCGCAUCGAACUGGUGUACACUUUGCACUAAACUAUUAUAAUAAAUGUGCUCAGAAAUAGAAAUAUCCAGUGAAUCUAGAACAAAUCAUAUUGAAGCAUAAUAUGAAUAAAAUCUGAA
Molecule: messenger RNA, 1080 nt
Organism: Cylicocyclus nassatus
Lineage: Eukaryota; Metazoa; Nematoda; Chromadorea; Rhabditida; Strongylidae
Source: the annotation of a GenBank genome assembly